AACUGUAUUAUUGGGAGUUUCCAGCUGCAAGUGUGAAACUAAUUAGGUUGUCAACUGAUAAAAACAAAAUCAAAUAGGUUCUUAUUGCUGCACUAUGCAACGAAGAAAAAGGUCCAAACAAGUGGGGCCAUAGAGGUCACGUAACAGCAGUAGCGUGAAUUGGAAUAACUGAAUAGGUGAAUGAAUAAUAAACACGUACGGAUACGACAUACAGAGCAGGCAGCAAAACUCCUAGUGCAAGCUAAGCUUGUUUUCCUUAAUAUGCCAUUUAAAACACUAUCCUAAGCUGCAAUUUUCUUUUUCUCCACAUAUUCUGGGAUUCUCUCAUAUUUCUUUUUCUGACCAGGUACCCAUCUGCACUUUUGCCUUCCUACCUUGUAGAUUUUCCGACCUUUUUAGCUACAGAUCCUGAGGCGUAUCCAACAUAGGUAAUCUAACUACCCCUCCCAACUCUAACUUUCGAUUAAGUCCCAUGAACAGUAAAAAGGCCAAGUUAGACACAAAGUGCUAAAGGGAAGAAAACAUGCACCUCGCCUUAGGCUAUAUGCUUAUCUUUCUAAUCUAGUUUAAUCUUAUACUAGUAUUAACUACUAAGCAUCCCCUAAAGCCUUCAGAUUUGAACUCUGCAACAUACAACAGAACCUUUUCUCUCAUAUACUUUUCCCUUCCUUUUGCUGCACCUUUGUCUUGCUUGCUGAACCUUUCCUCAUUUCUCAAGUUUUCUGGUAUUCUCUUCCACCUCCCUCCAAAUUCUCCUCCUUUUCAUCUAUUAUCUACCAUCCAAGGAAGCUCUGAUUCUUUUCUCAGUUUUAUUGUACAUAACAUAUGCAAGCAUGAUAUUUAAGCUCUUCUUCGCCUCAACGCCAUUGGCCCUUCUCCUAACUUCUUCAUCAUUCUUCUUGUUAACUAACAAGGAUAUCAGAAACUCACCUCAAAGAAAGCAGCAGGUCUGCCACAUGGGUUUUUGGCUUGUUCAAUCUUCUGUCAUCACUCUGCUGUAUCUGCUCCUAAUGUCAGGAGCUAGUGUUGCAGAGCCGCCACCCCUAGAAGCAAUCGAGGAAACCGACCUACUAGAGAAUCAAGAAUACCAGCACCAACUGUUCUCAUCCUCUUCCCUGUCCACCAGCCAUCUAGACUCAACUGGAGGGGAUGUUCCUAUCGUCAACCCAACAAGUCCAGGAACAGGAGGAGGUGGAGUUGGUGUUCCCAUCGUCAACCCAACAAGUCCUGGUACGACGCCAUAUGGGAAUCCCACCAACUCUCCGCCAACAACGCCCUUUGGCAAUCCUACAGACUCACCUCCAACACCAACUACGAUCCCCACCACAACGCCUCCAGCCCCUCCUAUGUCAGGAAACCAGCAACCCACAGCUCCAACAGGAUCAGGAGGAGGAGGUGGUGGUGGUGGUGGUGGUGGUGGAGGAGGAGGAGGAGGAGGAGGAGGGGGGCAGUGGUGUAUAGCGAGCCCGUCUGCUUCAGAAACUGCAUUGCAGGUGGCACUUGAUUAUGCUUGCGGUUAUGGAGGAGCAGAUUGCUCGGCGAUUCAGUCGGGAGCGAGUUGUUACAACCCAAACACUCUCAGAGAUCAUGCUUCUUAUGCCUUUAAUGACUACUACCAGAAGAAUCCAUCUCCUACCAGCUGCGCUUUUGGUGGAGCUGCACAACUCACUAGCACUGACCCAAGUGUAACGGGAGCUGUCGCUUUUCAUCAUCCAAGGGCCAGCCCAGCAUGAGUCCUCCAGCGAAUCCACCACCAACAUUUAUGCCCCCAACUACUAUGAGUCCGCCAACAACGACGAUGCCUGGUACUGGAGGGCCACCAGCAGGGUUCGGAGGGCCACCAGGAGGAUUCGGUGGGCCACCAACAACAUUCGGUGUAGCAGAGCCAACAGGUCUUCCCAGCACUGCAACCUCCUUUCCAUCAAACCUAUUGAUCCACUUUUCAGUAACUGGCAUUCUUGGGUCUUUCAUCCUCACAAACCAUCUGUGAAAGCUUCAAGAAGUCUCUGAAUACUCCCACCUUCAGUUGGCAUUUUAUUUGCCUGUGAUGGUUCAUCAAAUUUGGAAGCAAAGCAAGGAAGAAACAAGAAAACCAGGAUUCAUCGCCUGGAAAUUAUUUAUAAUGUCUCCAAUCUAAGAUUGUUAGUCAAUGACCGGAAAGAAGGGAGAUUAUGAGGAAAGCAAUAGAACAUUGUAGCUACUUAUACUUAUAGACACAGAGCUCCUAGUGCUAGAAUAAUAAAAUUUAUCCAAGCUCGGAUGUUUAGAAUUGCUUGUCAUUAGCUAGACCAAUAGUAGAUAUGUGAAAGACAGCUGAAAAAUUCAAAAACAUAAUCGUUCUGUAGUGCGCUCAAGAUACUUGGACAUAAUGGAUUGCCUACACGGGGGACCAUGGUGCUAACCAACUUCAUACUAACUUACUAAAUUAACAUAAACAUACACAUAAAUUUGUCAUGACUGUAACAUCAAGCC
This is a messenger RNA of Linum tenue, 2472 nucleotides long. NCBI's taxonomy places the organism in Eukaryota, Viridiplantae, Streptophyta, Magnoliopsida, Malpighiales, Linaceae. The record is from the annotation of a GenBank genome assembly.